Messenger RNA from Gigantopelta aegis, 682 nucleotides. RefSeq lists its product as uncharacterized. The record is from RefSeq and is a predicted model, not a curated record. The coding region runs from base 164 to 559 and encodes 131 amino acids. The transcript is spliced from 2 exons. Lineage: Eukaryota; Metazoa; Mollusca; Gastropoda; Neomphalida; Peltospiridae.
GCAUAUUUGUUUUGUUUAACGACGCCACUAGAACACAUUCAUCCAAAGUUAGGCACAAAAAAAGACCCACUCGCACUCCUGAACUGGCAUCAGGAAAUCGAAACCCGUGCAUUACAAAUAUCACGACACAAACAAGGGAAAACCACACACAGAUCUGUAAGACAUGCACGUCAACAUCUGGUUUCCAGCAGCUGGUCGCACUGGCCGUGCCUCCCUGGAAUUGUCCAGCGGCAGGUACAUCACCGGGUAUGGCCAAGACACUCUGGCUGAUGACAUAGAGUCGGAAGGAGGACAUCCUGACAAGGUCAUUGAUCUAAAUAGCCUUAAUCUGGACGAGGAAGCGAUUGAGAAAUGGCGGAUCGACUGGAUCAACGGCGGAGCUUGCAUGCUUCUGGGCCCCAACUGCUGCAAGGUUGUGUACGACGCUUUACGAGCAGGGGGGGCUACUUUUAGUCCAAAUGUCAUGUGGUCCCCGGUCAUUCUCUACCGUUAUCUGAUACGGAUAACAGAGGGCUGGAUAAGCCUCGCUGCGUCAUUCAUCAACUCGAUACCGAUCUGAACUUUAUUUGUCGAAAAACGCAACAACAGAAAGUUAGUUGUUCUGGAGCGUAACACUUGUCUGAACUUUUAUUUGUCGAAAAACGGAACAACAGAAAGGUAGUUGUUCAGAAACUCGUCACUU